This is a messenger RNA of Hordeum vulgare subsp. vulgare (domesticated barley), 622 nucleotides long. Its product is annotated as cytochrome b-c1 complex subunit 6-1, mitochondrial-like. The record is from RefSeq and is a predicted model, not a curated record. Lineage: Eukaryota; Viridiplantae; Streptophyta; Magnoliopsida; Poales; Poaceae. Gene Ontology annotation, biological process: mitochondrial electron transport, ubiquinol to cytochrome c. The coding region runs from base 188 to 397 and encodes 69 amino acids. The transcript is spliced from 4 exons.
AGUAAGAAACGCGACUAGGCCGGAAGCGGAACAAAGCCCAUAGGCCGAGCUGUCUCUUCCCCUCCAUUCCUCGUCUUCUCCGCAUCGACUCGAACGAAACCCUAGUCUCUCAUCACUUCGAUCCGUUCUUUGACAUUCUUCGGCGCAGGACGCCAUAAGAAAUCUCUCUAGAGAUCUUGCAGCUACCAUGGCGGACAAUGAACCUGUUGACCCAAAGAAUUUCCUUGAGGAACGCUGCAAGCCGCAAUGUGUAAAAUCAUUGUAUGACUAUGAGAGAUGUGUGAAGAGAGUCGAGAAUGAUGAAACUGGGCAGAAGCACUGCACCGGACAGUUCUUUGACUACUGGUCAUGCGUUGACAAAUGUGUGGCACCGAAGCUCUUUGAGAAGCUCAAAUGAUGGACUGGAAUGAUGCUGGUUGGCCCGGACCCCAAAUACAAUAAAUCAACCCACUGUCAUCCUGAAUUCUGGUUGUGCUGAACCUGUAACAAGGAGCUUUGUUCUAUCUCCUAUUUGUUGCUAAAACUUGUCAAAACAAGUAAACACAAUUAUUUUGGCAGAUGGAACAACUACUUUUAUUUUGCUUGUACUUGAAUGGAUGAAGGCAUUUCUGCUUUACUUCAA